AUGUGGAAACGCUAUGCUUUAUUAAAUAAUUAUUUGCGUGGAUUUCGUCCAUCAGAAAUUACAAUUUUAAGUGGUGGAAGUUAUGGCAAAACAACAUUUAUGUGCGAAUAUGCUAUGGAUCUUUUUACUCAAGGAAUUCGAACACUUUUUUGUAAUUUUGAAAUGCCCGAAGAAAAGAUUCUCAAAUGGAUGAUUAUUCAAUUUGCUGGUCCUUCUCACGUGCGCAGCCUUGCCCGUUCCCGAACUUUUACUACUCGAACAAAAGUUCCUCUUCAACAACGCCAAGAUCAUUCAGCAGUAGAAAUGUGGUUGGAUCGAUUUGAAAGAACUCAUAGCGAUUUGAUAAUAAUGAAAACUGAAGAAUUUCGAGAUAAAACAUUAAAAGAAAUUGCCGAUGCAAUUAGAGAACAAACUUUGGCUUGUGGUACUCAACAUUUGCAAGCACUUGUUGAUAUGGCUACAGUGAAUAUUGACCCAAUGACGGCAGCAGAAAGAACACAUCAACAGGAUCGAUUUGUUGGAAUGUUACGGAGAAUGGCAAACGCGCAGGAAUUACAUAUUACUUUGGUUGUACAUCCUGUUAGAGAACCAAAUGAGCAAGGCUAUUAUGAACUUCAACAUAUUGGAGGGCCUUCUGCAAAAAUAACUCAAGAGGCAGAAAAUGUUUUGGUUAUUCAAAGACGAAGAGAAACUGAUGAUCGGAGGAAGUUUCGAAAGUUUCUUUAUAUUCUCAAAAAUCGUUUUGGUGGAAGAUGCUUAGAAGUGGAUCAGAUUGAAAUGCUUUUCCAACCAUCAACACUAAUCCACUCUUUAGUGGAAGUGUCGAGAUGA
Messenger RNA from Meloidogyne enterolobii, 831 nucleotides. The record is from the annotation of a GenBank genome assembly. NCBI's taxonomy places the organism in Eukaryota, Metazoa, Nematoda, Chromadorea, Rhabditida, Meloidogynidae.